AUGGCCCCUGAGGCCCCAGAUCCCCAGAGUCUGAAGUCAUGGCACGAUGCAUUUCAAUACCCGAUCCCGACGGUUCGUCGCGUAGAGCAGGAAUUGCGUCGGGACAUUGCGAGCAAUAAGGAGAAGCUCCGAGCUCUCGUGGGGACCCGAUAUCGAGAACUUGUUGGAACUGCCGAAACCAUUGUUUCCAUGAACCGGGAGAUACAGGAGGUGGAGGCUAUUUUGACGGAUGUUGGACGACGAUGCAACCCGCGACUUGUGGAGAAGAAGCACCAGCACGCGCGGUUGGUGAAGAGUGAUGCUGCUAAGAAGGAUGGCGAAAAGCACGCAUUUGGCGCGCAACUUGCGCUUCUCCACAGGUGUACUACAUCGAUCGCAAGAUUGCUGCGCAAACGGGCGUCGCUGCUACUCGUAGCAAAGAUUAUGGUCGUUUCUCGGCUACUGCACAGUACUCUUACAAAACACGGGAGCACGCCACCCUUCCUCGAUGACCUCCGCAAUCAAUUGGCUUCUCUCCGCCGAGCCUUGUUGAAACGGGUUGACAGACGUCUCACAUCCACAAACGUCGCAGAGGAUUACAUCGUCGAGUCAUUGGCAGCAUACUGCCUCGCUACAAGUUCGUCUUCAGACGACGCCAUUCACCAUUUCCACCAGGUGCGCCUGGAUGUCAUGGUCAACCAGCUGGCCUUAUCACGCGAAAACAUUCCAAAGAGUCUUCAACUAUUCGUUCGCACACUACAGACUUCGAAGGUGCUGAGGUCACGCCAAUUUUCUGAUGUUUUAUCCAAGCUAAAGACAAGACCUCUCCUCUCUGACCCAGAGAUUCGCGGCUUGGACGGCUUGGAUAUUGAGGUUCUUGGUCGCUGGGCUGCUCCCGAUGUCAAGAAUUUCACGCCUUGGAUUAAGCUGAGUGAAAUGAGCCGAUUUGAGGGUGUUGAGUCCAUUAAGCAGUGGUCCCUGCAGGCCUUUGACAAGUUUGUCGAGAGCUGCCAAAAGAGCCUUGCCCAUAGUAACAACUUCAACGAACUUCUAUCUCUCCGUGCCGAUACUGUGGAGCUAUGGCUAUCAUCCUGGGGCUCAACCAUCACACACAGCUCUGUUGACGUCCUCGAGCGUUUGCGUAAAAUUUUCCAUGACCACCUCAAACGGGUUCUGACUGCACAAGUGCAAACAAUCGAAGAAGUCGCGGCCCAAAUAGCAGCAACUAUUAAAGCCUGGGAAACCACUGAGCAUAAGACCAUCGGCUCCCUCUGGGGACCAGAUAUCAUCAAUGCAGAUUUCUCGAACGGUGCUGUUCUUUUCAAACAGACUGUUGCAGAUCGACUCUUUGGUCGUGACGAAGAUGUUUCUACCAUCCUUCAGAAAUACAAAUCAUGGCUUGCAUCUAUUCAGGAGGUCAAAGAGUCUAUUGACUCCCUACGUCGCCUGAAAUGGACCGACGUCCUCGUUGGCAGCGAGGUUGAGGACGAAGACAUUGAUGUCAACCCACAACUCAACGAGGAUGACCCCAAGUUCCUGUCAGAUGCUCUCCACUCCGCUGUGCAACAGGCUCUUGAAAGUCUCAACUCAUCAAUUGGCGAGGUCUUCCAAAGCUUUGGCCCCUCUCACGCAAGCGAAAAGGCCGUAUUUCUUCUCAGAGUUAUCCGCCUCGUGCGGAUGGACAUCCCAACAGACUUUCUUGCCAAGCACUUUACAUUCUCCAGCGAAGUUGUACCCGAACUGCAGAAGCUACUCGCCACCGAGAUUGUUGCUCAAAAUGGCUCAUUAUCAUUCGUUCCGUCAUCGAAAUGUCACCCCGAGACCGGCAAGGUCAAGAUUGUUCCUGGCAGGUCGCUCUGGGAAGGUGAACCGCCUGUCCCGGUGCAACCUUCACCAGGUGCAUUCAAAUACCUGCGUCGUCUGACAGCCACGAUGGAUGAAAAGGGGUCGGAUCUCUGGGACCCGUCAACCGUAAAGGUAUUGAAGCAGUUGCUGCAGAAGCAUCUGGAGAUUUCACUUGGCUCUGUCCUCGAUGAACUCGAAGCCUGGAAACCCAAGACCAAGGAGUCCAAGUCUAAUGGCGAUAAGGAAGUUCAAAACGGCGGCGAAGAGAAAGACGCAGAAACAUCCACGGAGACCGAGACUGCCGAGACUCCAGAACUCCCCAAUGCACCAUCCCACACUGAAAUUCUCCGCGACUGGAAAGUCCAACUCUUUUUUGAUGCGAUGUAUCUAGCCAACAUGCUAGGCGACGCGACCCAGCUGGCUGGCGUCGCUGAACGAGUACAGAAGAGCGCAGAGCCAAGCGCGGAAGCAGUCAAGGCUGUGCGGAAACUGGCUCAGGAAUAUUGGAAGCGUACAGAGAUGCUUUUUGGAUUGGUGGCUUAG
Messenger RNA from Penicillium maclennaniae, 2367 nucleotides. RefSeq names its product COG1/VPS51 family protein. The coding region runs from base 1 to 2367 and encodes 788 amino acids. The transcript is spliced from 3 exons. Gene Ontology annotation, biological process: intra-Golgi vesicle-mediated transport. The record is from RefSeq and is a predicted model, not a curated record. NCBI's taxonomy places the organism in Eukaryota, Fungi, Ascomycota, Eurotiomycetes, Eurotiales, Aspergillaceae. Gene Ontology annotation, cellular component: COG complex; Golgi apparatus.